AUGGGAUAUGUGUUAUCCUUCUGCCUGGCUAACCCCAGAGAUCUAUUCAGUCCCCUGCAACACAACCCUCCAUUCUCUCUGGAUAUAUCAGUCAUGAAGCCUUGUUUAAUGACCAUUUCCAUCCUUCUGAUCCUGGUUCAUAAGACUCCAGGUGGCCUGUUCAGAUCCUAUUAUGGCAAGAGCCAAGAAGAGUCUUGGAAUCCAUGCCAACUUCACCAAGGCACAUGCCGAAAUGCCUGCAGAAAAUAUGAACUUCAAUACUUAACCUGUCUAAACCACGAAAAGUGCUGCCUAAAAUUUUUUGUGAAAGUGGCAACGGCAAACAAUGUGAAGGAGGAGUCUAACUCCAACUCCAGUUUGUCAGUUACAAUGCUUUCAAACUAUUCUCAGAUUUGA
Molecule: messenger RNA, 396 nt
Organism: Capra hircus (goat)
Lineage: Eukaryota; Metazoa; Chordata; Mammalia; Artiodactyla; Bovidae
Gene: DEFB116
Product: defensin beta 116
Exons: 3
Coding region: 1-396 (131 amino acids)
Biological process (GO): innate immune response
Cellular component (GO): extracellular region
Source: RefSeq, a predicted model, not a curated record